Molecule: messenger RNA, 2367 nt
Organism: Plasmodium fragile
Lineage: Eukaryota; Apicomplexa; Aconoidasida; Haemosporida; Plasmodiidae
Exons: 2
Coding region: 1-2367 (788 amino acids)
Biological process (GO): meiotic chromosome condensation; mitotic sister chromatid separation
Cellular component (GO): nucleus; condensin complex
Molecular function (GO): chromatin binding
Source: RefSeq, a predicted model, not a curated record
AUGUCAACGCCCGACGAGCUGACUGUGCUCAUUCAGAAUCUGCAAAAAUGCAACAACACGAGCGAAUCGAUCAACUUCGACCUGGCGAGGACCAUCCAGGAGUUUCUCAACUGCUUGGACAAAAAUGUACUGGAGGAGCUAGAAGGGGGAAUACACGAGAGCGAAAGGGAAAAGGAGAAUGACAAGGAACGGGACAGGGACGUGACGAACAGCUUCACCUCAGCGGCUAUUUUUGUGGAAAACUGUGUCAAAAUUUUCGGCCUCAAAAUUGAGCAUUUGCACAAUUUGGCCCAUAACACGCUGUACAAUAUUUACAAGGAGAAUCGACAUACCAAUUCAGGGAAGAAGCACAACGUUAUGUGCGACGAGGAGGAAUAUUUGUUCAUUAACGAAGUAAAAAAUUUAAAGAGUUGCCCCGGGGAUAACGAGCCAUGCAUGGAGGACGACCUGCUGAUCAAAACAAUUCCAUUGCCCACUUUUCUUUUUUCUGAAAAUGUGAAGAAGAAGGAAGGGUUUGUGGAAAUGAGACCAGACAUGUCUACAGUCACUGGCACAGGUACACACAUGGAUGUUCAUUUGGACGUGAUAAAGGAGGUCGCCACGGAUUUGAGCCUCUCCCAUGGUAACGCAGAUGGUCGGGGUGGUGACGAUCGAAAAGCGAACUCCAAAAUGUUAAAGCAGCAGGAAGAAGCUUCCAACGAGACAAUCGAGGCAAGCCUGACAACCUCCGCAUGGAGGGAGGGAGAAAAUGACCGCCUGACCGAUGAAGCGGAGGAGGUACUCGAACAGAAUUCCAUAAAGCCUCUAAAUUUCGACAAAAUGUACCUCGAAAAUGAUGGAAUUCUCCUGCUAGACAUAAACGACUAUAACAUUUUCAUAAAUGACCAAUACGAUUUUUCCAUUUUAAACCAAAACAGUUCUAUGCUGUUCGAAAAGUAUGACUUUUCUUGUUCCAGACAUUCAACAUAUUUGUCUCCCACAAAUCUGAGGAAAUAUAUGGAGAAGGAAAAGACAGUGAAUGACAUUUACAAGACUUAUAAUUUUAAUGACCUCCUGAAUGAUGAUUUAUGUCCACACAUGUUCCUAUUUAAGAAUGACUUUUUCGAUUAUGACCUUGCCCUGGGCAUUAUAAAAAGCAAAAAAUAUUUGUUGAACAGAUUUAAAGAACAGAAGAAAUAUUUGUAUGUCCUGGAUGAGAAUUCGCAUAUGGACAAGGACAAAAUGGGAACAGCCACGAUUGAAAAAAAUGAAAUAAAAAGGAAAUUGCCCCACUAUUAUAUGCUUAAUUGUCAGAAUAUAAAACAUGCAGAAGAUUUUUUCACCUACAUGCAACCCAGCCAAAUUAUUGACAUCAUUUCUCGCAAUGCGGAGAGGAGAUAUUCUUCGUUUCACCCAAGUGGGGACACAUCGCAGUGGGGGGGAAAUGGCAUCACGGCUGCUACAGUAACGGGCCCGCUAGGCGGCACACCUUCGCCUAGCCGCUCCAACGACCAGAAGCUAUUUGAACAAAUAAAAAUCCCAGACAUUUAUAUUCAAAAGCUGGGGCUCAACUUCGACUACUACCACCUGGAUCCCCUCAUCUACAACUUAAUAAAAGAAUUGAAGAAAAAAAAAAACGUGGAAAAAUACUUCUCCUUAAAUUUGUUUGACGAGAAGAACAACUACGACUUUGACAUUCUGCAGGACGAAGAGUACGUGGAUGACCAGAAUGAAGAAAACGCAGCCGCCGAGGGGGAGAGUAACUUAUGCACUGAAAAGUUUUUGGACGUGCGAUCUCUACAUGGUGGCAUGAUGGAUGGCAUGAUGGAUGACAUUCCGCUGGAAGUUUUUGAAAAAAAGGACUCCUCCGAUGCGUUUUUCGCUUCCUUCGACGAGGAUAUUCACGACAGAGUCAACAAAUGGAACGUCUUCCUCGAAGAGAAACUUCAACUCCUCAGGAGCCACCCCAAAUAUGAUGUAGACCUGUACAAAAAAAAUAUCAUCCAUUACACCAUAAAUAGCGGAGAACAAAUUCCCCUCUCAAAUCUAAUCAAACAUAAGGAGCCCUACCAAGUGUGUAGGAACUUUCUCACCACCCUAAUGUUAAUCAACACUGAUGUUCUUCAAAUAAGCCAAAUCAACCUGCACAGCGAAUCCAACGAUGUCAGCAAUUACCAAAUUAAUGUGAAAAGGGAAAACGUCCAAGAGUACCUUGGCUCAUCGCAAAAAAUUAAAAAUGCGAGUUUUGUCUUAAAGGAUAAGAAGAGAAAGACUGCUUCAAAGGGGGACACGUCCCAUACCAAGCCCGCCAAAAAAAAGCCGCCAAGGAUUAGUAGCCACUGCGAUGGAGGAGUCUCUCCAGGGGAAGAACAACUCGCACCACCGUGA